UCCUCAGAAGACCUUCAAGAUGUUUAUUUCACCUCUGGCGACUCCUUUGCAUGGUUCGUCCCACCCUUCAUAGAAGUUACCUCCCAAUCACGGCACCUAGCAAUAUACAUGGACAACGCCAGUGAUCAGCACCGGUGGUGUAUGAAGAUGGUUGAAGUCGCUCGUGAGCUCUUCCCGAAGCUGUUGAAGGAACGUCGAAGGAAGAUGACGGGGGCGUGUUGGCUGUCGAGUGAGCUACUACGACUAUUCCAGAGGCUAGAUCAAGUUGCACUGUGUGGUCCGAUAUUGGCAUCGAUUCAGCAACAGUAUAAGGCGUAUUUCAAACCUGAGGUGCUGCCUAAGUCGGUCGCUGUAACGCUGUAUUUUCACUGGGGGAAGUAUUUAGUGACAGAGCAGAAAUUUGGUGAAGCUACUGAGCGGUUGAAUUGGGCGUUGGAGAACUGCUGUGAGGAGCAUAGGA
Perkinsus marinus ATCC 50983 is the source of this 460-nucleotide messenger RNA. RefSeq lists its product as hypothetical. The annotation marks the transcript as partial. The transcript has a single exon. The record is from RefSeq and is a predicted model, not a curated record. NCBI's taxonomy places the organism in Eukaryota, Perkinsozoa, Perkinsida, Perkinsidae.